Talaromyces rugulosus is the source of this 1275-nucleotide messenger RNA. RefSeq lists its product as uncharacterized. The record is from RefSeq and is a predicted model, not a curated record. Gene Ontology annotation, biological process: phospholipid biosynthetic process. Gene Ontology annotation, cellular component: membrane. Bases 1 to 1275 code for a protein of 424 amino acids. Lineage: Eukaryota; Fungi; Ascomycota; Eurotiomycetes; Eurotiales; Trichocomaceae. The transcript has 3 exons. Gene Ontology annotation, molecular function: phosphotransferase activity, for other substituted phosphate groups.
AUGCCGAGGCUGUUCAAGAUGGUUCAAGAGGCCCAGAACUCGCUCUCUGACGACCACCUCCUUCCUCUUAAAUCAUACAAAUACUCCAGCGUCGACAAGUCCUUUAUUUCCAGAUAUAUCCUGAAGCAUUAUUGGAAUGCCGCCGUCGAAUUUAUCCCGUUAUGGAUGGCCCCAAACAUGGUAACCCUGUUGGGUUUCAUUUUCAUUAUUGCGAACGUGGCUUUCGUAACAAUAUUCGUACCGGACUUGGUGGGACCAGGACCAACAUGGGUCUACUACAGCUUUGCAAUUGGCGUUUGGAUGUACUCGACUUUGGAUAACAUUGACGGAAAACAAGCCCGCCGAACCAACACUUCGAGUGGGUUGGGAGAGCUGUUUGACCAUGGGAUUGACUCCCUGAACUGCACACUUGCCAGCUUGCUCCAAACAGCUGCCAUGGGAUUGGGCGCUACCCAACUCGGUGCUUUCACUGCUUUGAUCCCUUGCUUGCCCAUGUUCUUCUCUACAUGGGAGACGUACCACACGCAUACCCUGUAUCUCGGUUACUUCAAUGGCCCAACGGAGGGCUUGUUGAUUGCCAUCGCCAUCAUGAUUGCAUCCGGGAUUUACGGCCCACAGAUCUGGCGUUCCCAAGUUGCCGAUGUUUUCGGUCACCCUGAGCUGUUUGGGACACGAAGCUUCUUGGACUAUUGGGUCGCCAUUGUUCUUGGAGGAUUCCUAAUCGCCCAUCUACCAGCUUGUGUUUACAAUGUCGCGCAGGCACGCAAACGCCAGGGCCUUCCAGUUCUCCCGAUCUUCCUGGAAUGGACACCCAUUGUCGUUUUCACCUCGGCUGUUCUAGGAUGGCUGUUUUCUCCAUAUUCGUCUCUGCUGACUGACAAUCACCUGGUACUUUUCUGCAUCGUCAUGUCAUUCGUCUUCGGCCGUAUGACAACAAAAAUCAUCCUGGCCCACUUGCUAAAGCAGCCGUUCCCCUACUGGACAAUGAUGCUGGUUCCAUUAGUGGGAGGCGCCGUGCUUGCCAACCUCCCUCGCGUCGGUCUUCCUGCUAUUAGCGCUACGUUUGAGCUUUGGUAUCUUCGAUUCUACCUUGUCUAUGCCUUCACCGUGUACAUGCAUUGGGCAUUCCUUGUGAUCAACAGAAUUACGACCUUCCUCGGUAUCAACUGCUUGACGAUCAAAGAAAACAAGUCGACUGCAAGAGACACCGUGUACCGCAAUUUUGGUGAGCCCAGUCAGCCAACCGGCGACAAGGUCGGCUUCAAGACUCAUUGA